ACCACAUCCCGGAGCCCGCUGUGCUGCACGGUGGUCAGCGGGGACGGUGCACCCGGCGUCCGGGCCUGAGAGUCGCCCGGUGCGGCUCUUUUCUCCCCCAGCCCGGGUCCACUCCGGGGCUCCGCGCUGGUUGGGCGGGCAGGGUCUCUGCCCAGCGGAAAGUUUUCGGUGCCGGGAGGAAGUUGAACCCUUGAAGACUCCGAAAAAGCAGCUCCGGGGGCUGCGGGGGUCUGGGCGGCCAUGGAGGAGCCCCCUUUGCGAGAGGAGGAAGAGGAGGAGGAAGAAGAGGACGGAGAGGAGGAGGAGGAAGGGCCCGAGGGGGUUCUGGGCAAGAGCCCCUUCCAGCUAACCACCGAGGACGUGUAUGACAUCUCCUACGUGAUGGGCCGCGAGCUGAUGGCCCUGGGCAGCGACCCCCGGGUGACACAGCUGCAGUUCAAAAUCGUCCGCGUCCUGGAGAUGCUGGAGGCGCUGGUGAACGAGGGUAGCCUGACGGCGGAGGCGCUGCGGAUGGAGAGGGACAACCUCCGGCAGGAGGUGGAGGGGCUGCGGAGACAGGCACCGCCGGCUGGCGGGGAGGUGAACCUGGGACCUGACAAAAUUGUGGUUGAUCUGACCGAUCCCAACCGACCCCGCUUCACUCUGCAGGAGCUGAGGGACGUGCUGCAGGAACGCAACAAACUCAAGUCGCAGUUAUUGCUGGUGCAGGAAGAGCUACAGUGCUAUAAGAGUGGCCUAAUUCCACCAAGAGAAGGCCCAGGAAGGAGAAGAGAAAAAAAUCCUCUGGUUACCAGGACCAGCCCUGCCAGCAGUAACAAAGAAGAGAAGACAAUCAUAAGGAAGCUAUUUUCGUUCCGAUCAGGGAAGCAGACCUAGAUCGAAGGCCACAAUGGAGGGAACGGCUGUGACUCAUGAAGACAACACGCCAAGAUGCCUUCCAAAACCAUCUCUGUGCCAUACCUACACACUGUGCUUGCUCAUUUGUUUUAUUCUCAAAGCAGCCCAAGGAGGAAGAUAAGGUUCUCUAAGGAUCACUUUCUCCCUGGCGGCAGAACUGGACAUGCUGGAAGGUUUGGCCAGGGCAGGUGACUCAGCACAAAGAAAUCAAGAAAGCAGAAGGAAUGUGUGGCAGGGAGCACCUCCUGCUCCCAGGGGUCUCCAGCCUGCAGACCUGUGUUCUACUGAUCUGGUCCCACAGAUGACACUGGUCUUUGACAUGCAGGAGAAGAGAGAAAAGAAAGUGGGAAAAUACAGUGUAAUAGAUUGAAUUAUGUCCCCCCAAAACUCACUGAAGCUUGAAUUCUGUCCCCCAAGUUUAAUGUAUUAGAAACUUGGUCCCUGCUGUGACUGUUAAGAGGGUGGGAAAUCUUAUUAUGGUAAUUGAAAAGUGAAGCUUUGAAGAGGUGAUUGGAUUGUAGGACCGUGCCAUAGUGAAUGGCUUAAAAAUGGUGGUCAGGGUGUGAUUCUGAGGGCAUUAAAAAAGAGAGAGAGAAGAGUCUGUCUCUGCUCUCUGCUCUCUCUGCUUCCACUGUCUUGCAAUGUGAGACCCCUGGGUCACUGUUGCCACCAUCAGAUGGACUUUGGACUUCAGACUUCCUAGCCUCAGAAACUGUAAGCAAUAAAUUUUGUUUUCUUUCUAAAUUACCCAGUUCCAGGUAUUUUGUAAUAAGCAACAGAAACAGACUAGUACAUAUGGUAUUGACAUUCCAGUGGUGAUUUCACUGUUAUUUAGUGAAUAUAUGAGUUA
Molecule: messenger RNA, 1747 nt
Organism: Cynocephalus volans (Philippine flying lemur)
Lineage: Eukaryota; Metazoa; Chordata; Mammalia; Dermoptera; Cynocephalidae
Gene: RILPL2
Product: Rab interacting lysosomal protein like 2
Exons: 4
Coding region: 241-876 (211 amino acids)
Molecular function (GO): protein dimerization activity
Source: RefSeq, a predicted model, not a curated record